AUGAUCUGUUUAGCCUCUGGUGAGGUUUCGGAUGAACUUUUAAAAACUCUUUGGAUGCAACGACUUCCGAAGCAAACUCAAGAAAUUUUAUCGGUAAGCAGUGAAUCUUUAAACAAUUUGGCGGCUAUGGCCGAUAAGAUUUCUGAAACUCCGGAAUCAUGGGAUGUUAGUGCUAUAUCCUCAAGAAAAUCGACAGAGUCGACACAAAUUCAAGAUUUAAAAGCCAAAAUUGAAGAAAUAACCAUGAUGAUCGAGGCACUCGCAAAUCAAUUAAGAAGGCGUUCAAAAUCAAGAGGCAGGUCACAGAGUAAGUCACAUUAUAAGUAUCAUUAUAAGUUUGGUGAUCGUGCUACCAAAUGUGUGCAGCCCUGCUCAUUUGUGCCAAAUUGUUUUCCGGAAAACUAA
Stomoxys calcitrans (stable fly) is the source of this 405-nucleotide messenger RNA. RefSeq lists its product as uncharacterized. The record is from RefSeq and is a predicted model, not a curated record. The transcript has a single exon. NCBI's taxonomy places the organism in Eukaryota, Metazoa, Arthropoda, Insecta, Diptera, Muscidae. Bases 1 to 405 code for a protein of 134 amino acids.